This is a messenger RNA of Hydra vulgaris (swiftwater hydra), 1635 nucleotides long. Lineage: Eukaryota; Metazoa; Cnidaria; Hydrozoa; Anthoathecata; Hydridae. The record is from RefSeq and is a predicted model, not a curated record.
UUUAUUACCUUUUUAUUAGUUUAUUAUUAUUACCCUGAAUGUUUUAUGGCUUACAAAAAGAAAUGGGAAUUUUACAAUUAUGCUGUUGCAUUAAAAAAAGUGUGUCAAUAUAUCAAUCAAAAUCAAUAGUGCUGAAAUCUUACAAGUGUACAGACAUAGUAAUUGAAAAUAAGAGAGAAUUAGAAGAAGAGAAUUUAAAGUCAGUUAGUUGUACAGACAUAGUGAUUGAAAACAGGGCAGAAUCGGAAGUGUCAAGCAAUAAUUUGAAUUCAGUAGAGGAGUUAAAGUCGCUCAGUUGUACAGAUAUAGCGAUAGAAAACAGGGCGGAAUCAGAAGGAUUAAAGUGUGUUAGCUGCGCAGAUACAGUUAUUGAAAAUGAGUUGGACUCGAGAGUGUCAAGCAUUAAUUUUAAUUCAAUAGAGUUAAAGUCAGUUAGUUGUGCAGAUAUAGUGAUUGAAAAUGAGAUGGAAUCGGGAGAUAUUGUGUUAAGCAAUAAUUUGAACUCAAACGAGUUAAAUACUUCUAGCUGUACAGAUAAAAUUGUUGAAAAUAAAGUGGAAUCAGGAGAUUUAGAAUCUAUCAAGCGUUCAGAUAUUGUGAUCGAAAAAAAAAUAGAGUUAGAAGUGUCAAGCAAUAAUUUGAAUUUAGUAGAAGAGUUAAAGUCGCUUAGUUGUACAGAUAUAGCGAUAGAAAACAGGGCGGAAUCAGAAGGACUAAAGUGUGUUAGCUGCGCAGAUACAGUUAUUGAAAAUGAGUUGGACUCGAGAGUGUCAAGCAUUAAUUUUAAUUCAAUAGAGUUAAAGUUGGUUAGUUGUGCAGAUAUAGUGAUUGAAAAUGAGGUGGAAUCGGGAGAUAUUGUGUCAAGCAAUAAUUUGAAUUCAAACGAGUUAAAGACUGCAAGCUGUACAGAUAAAAUUGUUGAAAAUAAAGUGGAAUCGGGAGUAUUAUUUAAUAAAUUGAGUUUAAAAGAUUUAGAAUCUAUCAAGCGUUCAGAUGUUGUGAUCGAAAAAAAAAUAGAGUUAGAAGAUAUCAUAGAUAAAGCAGACUUUACAAAGAUAUUCGUUGAACGUUUUUAUGAAAGUCAGUUAUCAUUCACUAAUGAAAUAAAAUCAUUAAUCGAUAAACAUCAGUGGGAUAUCUCAAUUUACAAUAAAAAAACUCUUUAUGAAACUUCAAGCGAAUAUUAUUUUGUAAAUAGUUUUAUAAAUUUUGGUUUAAAGUUACGAUGGUUAAGUGUUCAUAAAAAUAGUUUAAGUAUUGACGAAAAAAAUCUCAUCAUUAAAGUUUCAGAAAACGUUUCGUUUGUCUCUUUUCAUUGUCCCUGUAAAAUUGAGAAUUGGAAACCGAAAGACAAUAUUGAAGAAUUGAGGAUACUAAUGUCAUACUAUUAUGUUUCAAAAAAUAAGUUUGAGGAGUGUUUUCUUCCGUGGCUUCUUAUUUGUAAAAGAGUGUAUCUUGAUCUACAUAGAGGAACUGAUUAUAUAUCACAGAUUUACGAAUGGAUUUGUUUUUCAAAUAUCAAAGAAUUUUCGAUUGUAUUUCGUGGAAGAUGUUUUCAGGACCUUGACGAGUUGAAAUGCGUUCUUAAAUAAAAUGUAAAAAUGUUUAAUAUGAAAAAAAAAGCAAUAUAAAAUG